Molecule: messenger RNA, 729 nt
Organism: Ectocarpus sp. CCAP 1310/34
Lineage: Eukaryota; Phaeophyceae; Ectocarpales; Ectocarpaceae
Source: the annotation of a GenBank genome assembly
AUGGAGAAGGAGGUCAAGGGGGAGUUUGAAGCCAUGAAGGCCGAGUUGCGUGAUGUGAAGGACGUCGUGAAGGGGGGGUUGGAUGAAGUGCAGGAGGAGGUGAAGGAUGGGCUGGGCAUCGUGCAGGGAAGGCUGGACAGCGUGCUCAAGAGGACCCAGGACAGCCUCAUGCGCCUCAAUAACUUGCAGGCCCCGAACUACCGUUACCCUCGCCUUGUGGUCGUUUCGGAGGUUGGAUCUGAUGGCGCUUCGUCGAGGGCGCACGGAAAGAGACGCAUCCGGAGCAAGGUUCGUGGCGUGGGGAAGAAGGACAUGACGCUGCACUUCGUGUGCCCAGUUGAUAUGAAGAAGGUACCGUGCGGCUACGGCGGCGAGGGCUAUCGGUUUCUGGAGACGCGUGACUGGGUCAAGAGAAUCUUCCCUUUGCUUCAGGUGGCGGGGUGACCGAAGGUGGCCCUCACAGCAACAUCAGCACCGGACGUGGAUCUCUCGGACUUCCUGAAGACAACGAAAGAUGGGUUGGUGGAUGAGCUAGCCGACUGUACUCUUGACGAAACCGCGCUGCUUAGCGUUGUAGAGGGCGAGGAGGAUAGUGGGGGCGACCUGCAAAGGAUUACGCAGGCCUCGUACGAAGCGCUAAAGAAGUUCAUGUAGAAGAGGAGCGCAGCAGGCGUGAGAAUGCCAAGGACGGUGAUGGCUUCAUAGACUUCAGGGACAGAAUGACACGUG